Messenger RNA from Zonotrichia leucophrys gambelii, 1283 nucleotides. RefSeq names its product lactase like (gene LCTL). Gene Ontology annotation, biological process: carbohydrate metabolic process. The record is from RefSeq and is a predicted model, not a curated record. Gene Ontology annotation, molecular function: beta-glucosidase activity. NCBI's taxonomy places the organism in Eukaryota, Metazoa, Chordata, Aves, Passeriformes, Passerellidae. The coding region runs from base 1 to 1185 and encodes 394 amino acids. The transcript has 9 exons.
AUGAUUAAUUAUUUUAACGAUUAUGCAAAUCUGUGUUUUGAGAAGUUUGGUGACCGUGUGAAACACUGGAUUACAUUCAGCAAUCCUUGGGCAGUGGCUGAGCAGGGCUAUGAAACAGGAGAGCACGCGCCAGGACUGAAGCUCGGCGGCUGCGGUGCCUACAAGGCUGCUCAUCACAUCAUUAAAACCCAUGCCAAGGUUUGGCACUCCUACAACAGCACCUGGCGCAGGGAGCAGAGAGGGAUGGUUGGGAUUUCCCUAACGAGUGCCUGGGGGGAACCUGUUGAUCCACACAGCCAGACAGACAGAGAUGCUGCUGAGAGGUACAUCCAGUUCCACCUGGGAUGGUUUGCAAACCCCAUUUACAGAGGGGACUACCCAGAGGUUAUGAAGAAUUAUGUAGGUAGGAAGAGUGCCCAGCAGGGCCUGGGGACAUCAAGAUUACCAACUUUCUCAGUGCAAGAGAAAACCUAUAUUAAAGGCACCUCGGAUUUCCUGGGAAUUGGUCAUUUUACCACUCGUUAUGUUCUGCAGAAGAGCUUUCCCUUCCUCCAAGUGUCCAGUUACCACACUGACCCUGACCUGGCUGAACUGGUGGACCCCAACUGGCCAGCUCCAGGCCCUAAGUGGCUCUACUCUGUGCCCUGGGGCUUCAGAAGGUUGCUCAACUUCAUCAAGACCCAGUAUGGGAACCCCCUGAUUUAUGUGACAGAGAAUGGAGUGUCUGAAACAAUGCAGUGCUCUCAGCUGUGUGACGAGUGGAGGAUCCAGUACCUGAAGGGAUACAUCAAUGAGAUUCUCAAAGCUCUAAAUGAUGGUGUAAAUGUCAAAGGUUACACUGCCUGGUCACUGCUGGAUAAAUUUGAAUGGAACAAAGGCUUCUCUGAAAGAUUUGGGCUUUACCACAUUGACUUCAAAAACAAGAACAAACCACGGUACCCAAAGGCAUCUGUUGACUACUAUAAAAAGAUUAUCAGUGCAAAUGGAUUCCCCAAUCCAAGAGAGGUGGAGAGCUGGCACCGCCAGGCCAUGGGCACCUGCUCUGCCACACACCAACACCUUGCUGCAGAUUCCCUGAUUACUCACAUGGAAAUGGUGACAGAGAUUGUUCUUCCUACAGUUUUCACACUCUGCAUUCUCAUCAGUAUUGUCCUCCUCAUAUUCUACCUUCGAAACCACAGCUAGAACUGAUGUUUGCACACAUCCUCAUUUGCCAAAAGAACUAAGCUGCAGCUCCUUCAUUUGAGUAGUUAAAAUUCACCACAGAUGCUUCUUUUUAUACC